This is a messenger RNA of Microcebus murinus (gray mouse lemur), 3527 nucleotides long. Lineage: Eukaryota; Metazoa; Chordata; Mammalia; Primates; Cheirogaleidae. The record is from RefSeq and is a predicted model, not a curated record.
UUAAUAAAUAAUAUUUUACAGUGCCCUACUUUUUAUAAGACAUUCAAAAAGUGUCACAAUAAUAAUAAUUUCCUAGUUUUCAUUUUCCAAGUCCAGAAUACAUGGAACCAAUAACUAUUGGACAGAACCUUCAAAGAAUACUCUUCUGACCCAUCUACAUGGAGUGCUGUCAGGUUUGAGGGAUACCAGAACAGGAGAGGGUUCUUGAGCAAGUCCAGGCUGUGGUUCAAGCAGCAGGACCCUAUGCUACUAUAAGUAUCUGUGGUGGGAAACAAAUGCCAUGUGGAGUUCAUAGGAGACCCCAAUAGGAAAAUCACAACAUAAAGCCCCUUGGUUCUGGAGGAAAGCUACAUCAUCUGCAGCAGAGAACUAUACACCAUUCAGAAAAGACCCUGCCUAGCUAUAGGGCCCUGGUGGAGAUAGAGCACCUGACCAUAGGAUAUAAAGUGACCCAGCAGCCAGAUUUUCCCAUUGCGUUCUGGGUUCUGUCAGACCCACCAAGUUAUAAGGGCCAAAAGCAAUCCAUCAUGAGAUAAUAGUGUUACACUUAGGAUUGGGCAUGACUUGGGACUGGGCAUGAGUAGAAAAGGGCCAGUAAGCUGGGUAAUCAGGACUCCCAGAGUUCCAUGUUGUCACCAUUGUUGCAUCAGUUCUCCUCAGCUCAAACAUGGCCACAUUUGGGGGUGGUGGAGGUGGGAACAAAAGAGUCUCCCUUAAGACCAGCUGGCAGAGGAGGGAAAGGACCGUGUUUGGUUCACAGUUGGGCUGACUUGGUUCCAAAGCAGUGAUGGAGAAGUUAAGUACUUGCAGUUAGCAGAGGAGCUAAUUCGUCCUGAGAGAAACACUUUGGUUGUGAGUUUUAUGGACCUGGAACAAUUUAACCAGCAACUUUCCACCACCAUUCAAGAAGAGUUCUAUAGAGUUUACCCUUACCUGUGUCGGGCCUUGAAAACAUUCGUCAAAGACCGUAAAGAGAUCCCUCUUGCCAAGGAUUUUUAUGUUGCGUUCCAAGACCUGCCUACCAGACACAAGAUUCGAGAACUCACCUCAUCCAGAAUUGGUUUGCUUACUCGCAUCAGUGGGCAGGUGGUGCGGACUCACCCAGUUCACCCAGAGCUUGUGAGUGGAACUUUUCUAUGCUUGGACUGUCAGACAGUGAUCAAGGACGUAGAACAGCAGUUCAAAUACACACAGCCAAACAUCUGCCGAAAUCCAGUUUGUGCGAACAGGAGGAGAUUCUUGCUGGAUACAAAUAAAUCAAGAUUUGUUGAUUUCCAGAAGGUUCGUAUUCAAGAAACUCAAGCUGAGCUUCCUCGAGGGAGUAUUCCCCGAAGCUUAGAAGUAAUUUUGAGGGCUGAAGCUGUGGAGUCAGCUCAAGCUGGUGACAAGUGUGAUUUUACAGGGACACUGAUUGUUGUGCCCGAUGUCUCCAAACUUAGCACACCAGGAGCACGUGCAGAAACUAAUUCUCGUGUCAGUGGUGUUGAUGGAUAUGAGACAGAAGGUGUUCGAGGACUCCGGGCCCUUGGUGUUAGAGACCUUUCUUACAGGCUGGUCUUUCUUGCCUGCUGUGUUGCACCAACCAACCCAAGGUUUGGAGGGAAAGAGCUCAGAGAUGAGGAACAGACAGCUGAGAGCAUUAAGAACCAAAUGACUGUGAAGGAGUGGGAGAAAGUGUUUGAAAUGAGUCAAGAUAAAAAUCUAUACCACAAUCUUUGUACCAGCCUCUUCCCUACUAUACACGGCAAUGAUGAAGUAAAACGAGGUGUCCUGCUGAUGCUCUUCGGUGGUGUUCCAAAGACAACAGGAGAAGGGACCUCUCUUCGAGGGGACAUAAACGUUUGUAUUGUUGGUGACCCAAGUACAGCAAAGAGCCAGUUUCUAAAGCACGUGGAGGAGUUCAGCCCCAGAGCCGUCUACACCAGUGGCAAAGCAUCCAGUGCUGCUGGCUUAACAGCAGCCGUUGUAAGAGAUGAAGAAUCUCAUGAGUUUGUCAUUGAGGCUGGAGCUUUGAUGUUGGCUGAUAAUGGUGUAUGUUGUAUUGAUGAAUUUGAUAAGAUGGACAUACGGGAUCAAGUUGCUAUUCAUGAAGCCAUGGAACAGCAGACCAUUUCCAUCACUAAAGCAGGGGUGAAGGCUACUCUGAAUGCCAGAACGUCCAUUUUGGCAGCGGCAAACCCAAUCGGUGGACACUAUGACAGAUCAAAAUCAUUGAAACAGAAUAUAAACUUGUCAGCUCCCAUCAUGUCCCGAUUUGAUCUCUUCUUCAUCCUUGUGGAUGAAUGCAAUGAGGUUACAGAUUAUGCUAUUGCCAGGCGCAUAGUAGACUUGCAUUCAAGAAUUGAGGAAUCCAUUGAUCGUGUCUAUUCCCUUGACGAUAUCAGGAGGUAUCUUCUCUUUGCAAGACAGUUUAAACCCAAGAUUUCCAAAGAGUCAGAGGACUUCAUUGUGGAACAGUACAAACGUCUCCGCCAGAGGGAUGGUUCUGGAGUAACCAAGUCUUCAUGGAGGAUUACAGUGCGACAGCUCGAGAGCAUGAUCCGUCUCUCUGAAGCUAUGGCUCGGAUGCACUGCUGUGAUGAGGUCCAGCCUAAACAUGUGAAGGAAGCUUUCCGAUUACUGAAUAAAUCAAUCAUCCGUGUGGAAACACCUGAUGUCAAUCUAGAUCAAGAGGAAGAGGUCCAGAUGGAGGUAGAUGAAGGUCCAGGAGGCAUCAAUGGUCAUGCUGACAGCCCUGCACCUGUGAAUGGAAUCAACGGCUACAGUGAAGACAUAAAUCAAGAUUCUGUUCCCAAAGCCUCCUUAAGGCUGGGCUUCUCUGAGUACUGCCGAAUCUCUAACCUUAUUGUGCUUCACCUAAGAAAGAUGGAAGAAGAAGAGGAUGAAUCAGCAUUAAAGAGGAGCGAGCUCGUUAACUGGUACUUGAAGGAAAUCGAAUCAGAAAUAGACUCUGAAGAAGAACUUAUAAAUAAAAAGAGAAUCAUAGAGAAAGUCAUUCAUCGACUCACGCACUAUGAUCAUGUUCUAAUUGAGCUCACACAAGCUGGAUUGAAAGGCUCCGCAGAGGGAAGUGAGAGCUAUGAAGAAGAUCCCUACCUGGUAGUUAACCCUAACUACUUGCUGGAAGAUUGAGACACUGAAAGCAACCGGCCAGAGCUGAGGAAUUGUGGCACCCCACCUCCCAACGUGGAGUCUGACGUGGAGCCCUAUUCCUCUGCUAGGGACAGAAAUGUUCCUGGGAGUGAUGCUUCAGGAUAUAGAAACAAAUAACUAAGUUGAUGGUCCUGUGUGUCAUAUUCCUGUCGCACGCUUUUAUACCGGUGCAUACGUCAGCACUUCCUUUAGUGUGCUGCUUGUCCUAAUGAAGUUGGGACUCAGCAGUGUGUGGUUUCUAUAACUAAGACUUCUGUUUUUAUGUGUAGGAAAAGGCCCAUUACCUUUAUGGUAUGUGAUGUCUUAUUAAGGAAAUAACUUUCUCAGUUGCCAACUACUACUUUUAAUUGUCAAAUAAAAUAACUUGUUCUGAA